Messenger RNA from Loxodonta africana (African savanna elephant), 13705 nucleotides. RefSeq names its product CD2 cytoplasmic tail binding protein 2 (gene CD2BP2). Gene Ontology annotation, molecular function: protein binding. The record is from RefSeq and is a predicted model, not a curated record. NCBI's taxonomy places the organism in Eukaryota, Metazoa, Chordata, Mammalia, Proboscidea, Elephantidae. The transcript has 7 exons. Gene Ontology annotation, cellular component: U5 snRNP. Bases 1734 to 2786 code for a protein of 350 amino acids.
CUUGGCAGGUGCCUCUUGGCCUUUGGUCCAUCUCUCAGUCGCUCAUCAACAAACUGGUUGAGCUCCUGCCUCAGCUUUGCCUGGAAUUUGCUCUCUCCGUUGUCACUGGUCUGGAGCCCUCUACGCUUUUCCUGUAGCACCCAGAUCUCCUUCCUAAAGCACUCAUGCAGCUCCUAGAAGCCUGAGGGGGUACUGAGUGAGGGUGGCUAGAAAGCCACAGCUCUCUGAGAGUGAGCUGGGCUCCUGGCCAGUCGCCUGGCACACUUCCCUGUACUGGGGACUCCAGAGAGGGUAGCAGUGCUGCCAGCCGGCUCCAGCUCACUCUGGCCAGUGCCCAUGCCAGGCCCUCCAGCUCUUGGUUUUCUGUAGCCAGCUGAUAGGUCCAUGCCACCCUCUGUGCCCUCCACCUCAGGGGUCAGAACCUUAAAGGUGUAGGAUUCCAUGUUGGAUUCCACGGCUCCAAGGUGUGGCUCCACCUGGAAGUUCUCCAACAGGACGAGGCUUAGGUGUGUGCUGUCUGCCUGGUGCUCCAGGUAGGUUUCCAUGGAGGAGGAACAGCAGCACUGGUAGCUGGUGUUUUGGACCCCAUUCUUUAGCAAGAAGCCAUCCCGAUCUGGGACCUCUGCUCUGACCCCCAGAAUAAAACAGACUCUAGGUGAGGUUUCACGGUGGUUUAAUCCAGGGAGCGGGAGAGAGGAGGGGCCAGAUGGUCGCCCUAGGUGCCCCCUGCUGGUGUCCUCUGGCUUCAGCAGGCUUCUGAGCACUAGCCUAGUGGGAUUCAAGCUCCUGAGUGUCCACUAGAGUUUGGGACCUCUUUACCACAGUAAUGGGACCCGCUCCUCCCACCUCCCAACCCCACCCCCUUGGGCCAAGCUCCCAACACCUGGGCUUUGUUUGCUAAGGGUGGGGGCUUUAUCCUGCGCUGCACUUCGAGAGAGGUACUGCUACCCUUUUGCAGGCCUACCUGAGAGGGACAGGAGAGGCCUCUGGCCUGGGUACUUGGCCACCUCUCCUGUUGGUGGCUUUCCCACCUGAGAAACCAGGAGCCGUUCUGGGGGUAGGUGUGGAGCAAAUGACUUCCCUUGGGGCCUAAAGGGAGCUCGGUGUUUGAGAGACCUAGGAGUGGUCAGGGGCCACAAAGUGGGCCAUCAGAAGAGUCGAGCAGGCUUCCCCAGAGAAAAGGCUCCGUCUCUUGACACUAAGAACGGAGCAGACAGCUGGGAGUGGGCAGGGAUGAUUUCUCCUCAGAUGGUGGGCGUAGAGCCCUUAGCUAGCUCUGGAAAAAGGGUGAUCGAACCCUGAAAAGGUAACCGGCUAGGAAUGCACUGGACCUGCUCGGACUCUGCCCCUCCAUGCUGACUCUGGGCGCCCCUUUAAGUAGAGCGCACUCCACUUUCUCCCCAAAACCUCUACUGCUGCCUGAGGGGAUCCACACCACCUCCCUCGCCGGAUCAGAGUCUAAGCGGUCAUACGAUCCCUUUUUGUCAUUUCGCCAGUUUACGUCACUUCUGGCAGGUCGUCCCUCGCUCAUUGCAUACUUCCGCCCGCUCUUUCAGUUAGUUCUCUAACCGGAGUGAAGUCACUUCCAGCUUCCCUGGCGCCUUCGGCAGUUCUCUUCCGGGUGAUGGCGGUCAGGCGCCCCGGAUAUAUCCCUAGCGAAAGCAUCUCUUUUUUUCUUCCCCCGUCUCCCCUGGAGCCCCAGCACAGUUUAGAGAAGCCUUCUCUGCCCCGUCAUGCCAAAGAGGAAAGUGACUUUCCAGGGCGUGGGAGAUGAUGAUGAUGAUGAUGAGAGUGAAAUCAGUGUCCCCAAGAAGAAGCUGGUGGAUCCUGUGGCUGGGGCAGGGGGUCCUGGGAGCCGCUUCAAAGGUAAACACUCUUUGGACAGCGAUGAGGAGGAUGACGAUGAGGAGGGGUCUAGCAAAUACGACAUCCUGGCUUCAGAAGAUGUGGAGGGUCAGGAAGCAGCCACACUCCCCAGCGAGGGAGGUGUGCGGAUCACACCCUUCAACCUACAGGAAGAGAUGGAGGAAGGCCGCUUUGAUGCCGAUGGCAACUACUUCUUGAACCGGGAUGCUCAGAUCCGAGACAACUGGCUGGAUAACAUUGAUUGGGUAAAGAUUAGGGAGCGACCACCUGAUCAGCAUCAGACGUCAGACUCAGAGGAGGAGAACAGCCUGGGCCAGACACCGAUGAGUGCCCAAGCCCUUCUGGAGGGCCUCCUGGAGCUGCUGUUGCCGAGGGAGACAGUUGCUGGGGCAUUGAGGCGUCUGGGGGCCCGAGGCGGAGGCAAAGGGGACAGCAAAGGGCCUGGGCGGCCCAGCUCCCCACAGCGCCUAGACCGGCUCUCAGGGUUGGCCGACCAAAUGGUGGCCCGGGGCAACCUUGGUGUGUACCAGGAGACUCGGGAACGGUUGGCCAUGCGGCUGAAGGGGCUGGGGUGCCGGACCCAGGGAUCCCAUGACCCUGCACCCCCACCCUCUCUGGACAUGUUUGCUGAGGAAGUAGCAGAGGAGGAGCUGGAGAGCCCAACCCCUGCCCAAAGAGGAGAAGCAGAGUCACCAGGGGAUGGUCUAGUGGAUGUGAUGUGGGAAUACAAAUGGGAGAACACACGGGAUGCUGAGCUAUAUGGGCCCUUUACCAGUGCCCAGAUGCAGCUCUGCCCUCUCUCCCUGCAGACCUGGGUGAAUGAAGGCUACUUCCCUGAUGGUGUGUAUUGCCGGAAGCUGGACCCCCCUGGUGGUCAGUUCUACAACUCCAAACGGAUUGACUUUGACCUCUACACCUGAGCCCACUGAGGGCCCAGUUUAGUGGCCCCUUCUUUCUUGGACUCUGUGGGGGAGGCUCCAGCUGUCUCAGGAAGUGAGGACACUGGGGGCUGCUUCUUUCCCAAUAAAAGCCUUUAGUUGUGUAUUGGGGCCUUGGCUAUGCUGGGACCAGAAGCCGGGGGCCUUCUCCACAAUCCCUUUGCACUUGCCUUGCUCCUUUGGGUGUUUCUUCCCGUAAAGUUGCUCCUUGGGAGUUUCUCUCUGGUCUCUUGAACCACCUCACCUUUGUUCUCAGGGACUAGGGCCUGGGCCUGUCAACAUCCUGUGGCCUCUCCACUUGGACUCUGCUUGCCAUCUGAAAAUCCAUCAGUUACACUAUUUUCCAGUCUCCUUUGGGCUUCCCGUUCAGUGUUCUUAGGUUGUUAGCCUAAGAACCAAACCAACCCAAACCCACGGCCAUCCAGUUGAUUCCAACUCAUAGUGACCCACUAGAACAGAAUAGAACUGCCUAAUACGGUUUCCCAGGCUGUAAAUCUUCACAGAAGCAGACUGCCAUAUCUUUCUCCUGCAAAGUGGCUGGUGGGUUUGAACUGCAGACCUUUCUUUUAGCAGCCGAGCGCUUUAACCACUGUCCCACCAGGGCUACUUGUUAACCUUUAGGACAUUAGAUUCUCAAUCCUUGGUGGCCAGCUGGAGAUAAAGUCUCAGGAGUAGAGAUUUUAGGCCUGGAAGGGCUGGGACACCUGGAAGACUGGGACCCUGUUGGGGGCGAGCAGGAAACCUUUUAGUCACUGGUUCCCCACUGUCUCAAGCUCCUUAGAAGUUGAACAGAUAUGGGAGGGAUGAGCCGAAAUCAUCCAAGACCCCUAAGAUUCUGGAAGCCAGUAUUUUUCCCUUCUCUAGUUCUUUCUCUAUUCUUUGCAGCAGUUCUCGUAACUCCUUAUGGUCCUUAGGUUAAGUGCAACCUCAGUGUUGGCCCUUGAAGGGCCCUUCAAGGCCACCUAUACAGGCGCAGAGAGGGGCAGUGACUCACUGGAGAUCCCACAGUGAAUCAGAGGACUGGCCAGCCAGUCAGGACUGGUUACACAGCAAAUGAGUGGGCUCCCUUCCUAGACCUGUUACUGGCACUGGACCUUUUCUGCCUGGCCUUGAGGCCCUGCAUUUCCUGGGUUCCCACAAUGUGUCUAGCACAGAGUUAGUGUCUUGAGGGAACUUGGAUGGCUCAGCUGCUCCCAUAAGAGAAAUUCAGAAUUUGGUGGGGAGGACAAACAGGUAUAAUUGUGUAGUCUGAACCCCCGCCCUGCCAAAGGCUGCCUUAUGCCUCGCCUUACUUGCAUCAAGUUAGGUGGAUUCCCCCACUUUUCAACCUUGGCUCCCCAUUGGAUACACCUAAAACCCAUUGCUGUUGAGUUGGUUCCAACUCACAGCAACCCUAUAAGAGAGUAUGGAGCUGCCCCAUAGGGUUUCCAAGGCUGUAAUCUUUGUGGAAACACACUGCCACAUCCUUCUUCUACAGAGUAGCUGGCGGGUUCAGACUACUCACCUCUUGGUUAGCAGCUGAGCACUUAACCAGUGCACCACAAAGACUCACCUAGGGAACUUUAAGUAAUCCUACUCAGAGAUUCUGAAUGAGGUGGUUUAGAUUGUGGCUUGGGUGUCUGGGUUUUUAAAAGGUCCCCAGGUGUUUCCAAUGUAUAACCAGGUUGAGACUCAUUGGGCCUGACUCUUGUGACAGGUUACACUGGGGAGAGGGGUCUGGUUCCUGGACCCUGCUGUGAUUGCAGAGCUGAGCAUGUGUGUGGCCAGGCCUCUGGUGAGGAGAAGGAAUCCCUUAAAGGGAAUCUGAGCACCAGAUCCGUGGGACAUGUGGGAGCCUUCAGAGUGGAGGAAGCCAGGCUAGGAACUAGGAAAGACGUGGGAGUGAGGUGAGGUACUUGUGUUCUACUGAGGCCUCCAACUUUGACAAUAAUUAGUCCCUGUAGUGCAUUUUUUUGUAGUGCAAGCCCUAGGGGGAGCCCUGGUGGUGCACUGGUUAAAGCUAACUGAAAGGUCUGCAGUUCGAACCCACCAGCUGCUCUGUGGGAGACAGAUGUAGCAGUCUGCUUCUGUGAAGAUUUACAGCCUUGGAAACCCUACACUCCUAAAGGGGUUGCUAUGAGCCUACAACAGAUUUGGUUUGGACAAUGCAGCCAAGGCCUGAAUUUCCCUGACUCCAACAUACUAUCAGUUCUAAAAUGCACAGUAUCUUUCCUAUCACUGGGAAAGAAAAAAUCUGCCAGUUACACUUGUAAAGUGCUGUUGAUUAAAAGAUGUAUCCUGAUUUCAAAGGUGUUCAAAAGUGAAAAGAAGGUAUCUUAGAACCAGUCAAAUUCAGUGUUCACCUUUACACCUGGCUACUGUAGGUGCUUAGUAUUUGGUGAAUGGAUGAAAGCCAAGGGGGCAAGCAGUUCCCCCUGGAUGUCCUCAGACUCAUCCAAAGCUGACCUCACCUUCCCCUCACAGCCGUAUGUGUUCACCUCACUGAUGACACCCUGUGGUAGAUAGAAUAGUGAACCCUGUCCCCCCAAAGAUGUCUUAGGUCCUAGACCUUGGAACCUGUGAAUAUGUUACCUUAUUUGGUGAGAAGGACUUUGCAGAUGUGAUUACAUUAAGGAUUUUGAGAUGGGAAGAUUAUCCUUGAUUACCCAGGUGGGCCCAAGGUAGUCACAAGAAGUCUUUUAAGUGAAAGGGAGCCAGGAGGGUCAGAGUAAGAGAGAUUUGAAAAUGGAGGAAGAGACCACAAGCCAAGACCACCAGGUGGCCUGUAGAAGCUGGAAAAGGAAAAAUCAAAACACUGAUUCUUCUCUAGAGCCUCCAGGAGGAAAUGCAGCCCCACUAACACAGUUUUAGCCUACUUUUCUGUCCUCUAGAGCUGUAAGAUAAUAAAUUCGUGAUGUCUUAAGCCACUAAGUUUUUGGCAAUUUGUUCUGGGAGCAAUAGGAAACUAAUACAUACCGCAUUCUGCUGUGUACUUACUCCCCUUCACAAACAUCUCCAAGUAGUCAUUAAGUUCUCUCUCCCCAUGGCCACGUCCCUAUUUCAGGCCCUUCCUAGCACUUAACUAUUGCAAUAGCUGCCCCUUUCUCUUGCCAGGGUGGUCUUUAUAGCAAAUCUGGAUACAUCACUACCUUGCCUUUUUCUUCCUUUUUUUUUAACUGUAUCUAUGUAUGGUCAUGCACCACAUAACAUCUGUUCGGGCAAUGUCUGACUGCGGUCCCAUAAGGUUAUAAUAGAGUUCAGAAAUCCUGGUCAGAGAAUAGGACAUAGCAAAUGUAAGUGGACAUAGCAAUUACAACAGCAUCCUGCAUGCAACAUACGUUAUUUCAUGUCUUGUAUGCAAAAAUGAUCGCACUGCCAAGCAUAUGAUGGUACAGUACUGUGUGCUGUGUGUACAGUAUCUUGGCUAUUUAGUCAAUACAGGUACACUACAGUAUCCAAUUUUUUUUUUUUUUAUUGUGCUCUAAGUGAAAGUUUACAAAUCAAGUCAGUCUCUUAUGCAAAAAUUUAUAUACACCUUGCUAUAUACUCCUAAUUGCUCUCCCCCUAAUGAGACAACCCGCUCCUUCCCUCUACUCUCUCUUUUCAUGUCCAUUCCUCCAGCUUCUGAGCCCCUCUGCCCUCUCGUCUCCCCUGCAGAUAGGAGAUGCCAACAAAGUCUCAAGUGUCUACUUGAUCCAAGAAGCUCAUUCUUCACCAGCAUGUUUUACUAUCCCAUUGUCCAGUCCAAUUCCUGUCUGAAGAGUUGGCUUUGGGAAUGGUUCCUGUCUUGGGCUAACAAACGGUCCAGGGGCCAUGACUACCAGCGUCCUUCUAGUCUCAGUCAGACCGUUAAGUCUGGUCUUUUUACAAGAAUUUGGGGUCUGCAUCCCACUGCUUUCUUGUUCCACCCAUAUAGUUUUGCUAAGUACAGGCAGUCCCUGGGUUAAUGAACAUAAGACUUAAGUACAACCCAGAGUUAUGAACCAACCCCGUCCCAAAACCUAUUAUAUUCAAAAUUCAAGGUGCAUACAAUAGUUCAAAAUAACAAACAGGUGCUACUUUACAAUGCACAACAAAACGGUAUUAUUAUUAUUAUGUUAAAGAUGUUUUAGUGUAACUGGAAGUGUUUAGUGUUCUUUAUACCUAUGUAAAAAUGAUUUGGUGGAGGUGUCUGACCUCCUCUAACUUCACAAGAGGGAGGGAAAAUCAAGAUCAACAGCCCAAGGCUGAUUCCUAUGAGGCGGAGAUCAGACCUGCCUCCUCUCUCUGCCUUCUUUACCAAUUCCACAAUCAACCAUCUCUCCCAUGGCACUCUCUGCUUCUCUGCUGGGUUUGAUAAUUCAUUGCAAUGGCCACACAGAACUCACAGACAAUUCUCACAAUUAUGGGGUUUGUUAGGGAAGUAACAGGUUAUAAUUCCUAAUCAGCAACACUCAGGAUACAGUUCUUCCAUCAGGACAGCCUGUCCUCAGAAAUGCCCUCAGGCACACCUCUCUCUGGCCUGCUCAGGCAAGUGUUACAAAGCUCUUUUAGUUCUCAGAUAAGCACCUUGAUGCACCUCACUCGCCAGUAAGCCUCACCUGAAGGGGUUCAGCUCUAGCUCCUUGGGUCGCGAACCUAGCGCUACCAAGUGCCUGGAAGCACCCUACUCCGCCAGCAAGGCUCCUGUCUGAAGGUACUCAACUUUCUAUCUUUGUGGGCUGGGAAGCCUUCUGUGCCAUCUCCUGCUGGUCUCUCCUACCACCAUUUGUCUGCCACCGCUUCUCAUCUUCAGUGUUAACAGCUCUCUUACUCUCGCUCCCUCUCUCAGUCUCCUGGUUCCAGGAGCUUCUCAGCGCAGGGACCCUGGGUCCAAAAUAUGCUCCGCUCCUGGAUCUUCUUCCUUGGUGGUGGUGAGAUCCUCUUCCUGCUCUGGAAUUGGCUCUCUUUUAAACCUAGCAGGCAAAACUGACCAGUCCCCUCUGUGGGCCACAAUUACCUUAUUUACACAGUCCUGCCCAAUCACUUGGGUGGGAGUUACAACACCAUGGGGAGAAAGGCCACACAAAAGUGAUCCAUUGCCCUGCAGCAUAGAAAGGUACACUAUAUACUGCAGUAUAUACUAAGAUAAAGAUUUGACUAAAUGACGUUAGAUAUGAACUGUAUCUAACUAUUCUGACUUAUGGACAAAUUCAACCUAAAAGAGAUUUAGGAAUGGAACUUGUUCGUAAUCCAGAGACUACCUAUAUAUAACAGGGUGUUCGCACAACAUUCAGAUCACAUAACGUUCUAUUUUACAGAACGUAUUGUGGAUGUUAAGUGAUGCAUGACUGUAAUUUUUAUUUAAAUAAACUUUUUGUAUUUAGAGUGGUUCUAUAGAUUUACAGAAAUGUAAAAAUAGUACUGUAAAUUAACAUCUUACAUUACAAUGGUAUAUUUGUCACAGCAAAGGAACAAACAACAUUACCAUUUUUUCAACAGCUUUGUUGAGAUAUAAUUCACAUACUAUACACUCUACCUAUUUCAAUGGUUUUUGGUAUAGUCAUAGGGUUUUGUAAGCAUCGCUACAAUCUAAUUUUAGAACAUUUUUGUACCCCCUAAAAAUUCUGUACCCGUUAGCAGUCACUCCCCAUGAGUCUCCCACCCCGCCCCCCCCCGCCCAGUCCCCAGCCCAUGGCAACUACUAAUCUACUUUCUGGCCCUAGAGAUUUGCCAAUUCUGGACAUUUCAUAUAAAUGGAAUCUUGGAAUAUAUGGUCAUUUGUGUCUGGCUGAUUUCACAUAGCAUUAUGCCUUCAGGUUUCAUCCAGGUAGCAUACAUACACGUGUCAGUACUUCAUUCCUUUUUAAUUACUGAAUAAUAUUCCAUUGUAUGGAUAUAAGGUCAGUUAUUGUUAACCAUGCUUCAUUUGGAUUUCACUAGCUUUUCCCUCCUGUCUCCUUCUAGGACACCACAUUACAUUUAGCUGUCAUGUCUCCUCAGCCUCCUCUGGUCUGUGACAGUUUCUCAGACUUGCCUUGUUUUGGAUGACCUUCAUGGUUUUGAGGGGUACUGGUUAGGUGUUUUGUACAGUGUUCCUAAAAUUUGCAUUUGUCUGGUAUUUUUCUCAUGAUUAGAUUUGGGCAGGAAGAUCACAUACUUUCCCCAUUUUGCUGGUGAGAAAAAUGAGACUCAAAGAGAUUAAGUGACCUGUCCAAUGUCACACAGCCUGAGGUGAACUGCUAUUCUUAUCAUAUCAUACUCCAUUGUUUUCUACAUAAAUCCUUCAAUGGCUCCCCAUUGUCCUCAGGUUCAAAAGCUUGAAGAUGGCUUGAAGGCCUUCCAUAGCCUGCUCAAGCCAGCCUCUCCAGCUCCAUGGCUGACUGUGGUUUCUUUCUCCUUUCUCCGCCCACACUCCAGGCUCCAUCCUGUUCCCAGAACAGGGCAGAUGGUUUCAUCCUCCAGGUCUGGCCAGGGAUGCCUUUCUUUUCAUAACUCUCUGGAAAAGAUAAUUAAUUUAUCUGUUGUGGCUUAGGCCUACUUUUCAUAAGGCUUUCCUAAUUCCAGCUCCCCAGUUCCCAGGUUGGUCAUUGUGCCUUCCAUUGUGCUUGCAGCACCCCGCACAGAUGUCUGACUCAACAACAUGUACAGCAGUGUUUCCUUGUCUCUCUCCAUCAGUUAUUCUGAGACAGAACUUCAGAGCGGAUGAAUGAAUGAGGAAAUGAGCCAAUUCUUUGCUGGUCCUGUGCGUCAGAAGGAAAACACCCUCUUGACCCAGACCAGGGAGUGGGGCGUGGGGGAAUGUUUGCUGCCCAGAAGGGGAUGGGGUGUGGUUUGGGUGGGCAAUGUACAGGUAUCUACAACCAAGAUCUCUCAGGGAGCAGGGCUGAGGGGUCCUUAGGGUUGUUAUGACUGUGGGGGGUGUCACUGAGCCAUGGCGAGUUUACAGGAGGGGCUCAAGGUCAAAGCUGCCGAUAACAUCAUUGUACCUGGGACACGAGACCCUCUGAAAUGCAGCCUCUUGCCUUUGACCAGACCAUUUUCCAGAGGAGCAGCAGGAGUGGUGGAGGCAAGUCUGGACACUCCCGAAUGAGAACCUGUAUGAGGACCUUGGAGGAACAAGGGCUGAGUUAAAAUAAAUGAAGGCCCCACAAAGCCCAAAGGGUCUUAAUGCCUCUGACACAUCUGCUGCCUUUCCCACGUGGAGUGGCCCAGUUGCCCAGACCUAGGACCACCAGAUGGCUAGAAGACUUGCUGCACAGUCACUGAACUCAAUGCCUAGGCAGUGGGGAGGCCUGAGCCUGAGCAGCUUGCCUUCCACUCUGCUCCCGGCUUGAACCAAGCUGGGGGCUUGGAGAUGCCCAGCUUUUCCUGACGCUAACACCUAAGGGCAAUUUCUCUCAAAGAUGGAUUUAGAAGCAGAUGUUUUGUGCAGUGCCCAAGGGUAGAGAUAAUGUGCUGUGGUCAUUAGCCACUUCUGAACUUCCCACAGGAGACCAGGUUUUCCUUUUCUGCCAUUCCCCAGGCUCAAGCAUGAGCUCUUCAAUGGUGGAUUCAGUAGCCACCAGCAUACAUCCAGCCCACUCCAAGGGGCCAUCCCUCCACAUAUCUUCUGGUGGCUGGCUGGGAGCUGCUGAUACCCUGUCCCCACCAUGCACCUGUUCCCCAGGAGGUUUAUGUGGCCCAGCCUGACAGAUGUAAGACCUCACCUACCCAUGUAAAUGCUGCCAGUGACAAGCCUGAAAAUCCCAGUUCAGACACACUUGGUGCCAUUUGAAAUUUGCUUGGGCACCCUCUGGUUUUCCUGUCCUGAUGCUAUCAUCCUUGCUGUCUUUUUCCUGGCUCUCCAUCCCCUACCCCACAUGUCCUGCACAUCAGUGGCUGCUGCUUUUUAAAAAUAUUUAUUUAUUUGUUUUCGUUGUUUUUGAGAAUAUACAUAGAAGAAUUACACCAACUCAACAAUUUCUACAUGUACAAUUCAGUGACAUCAAUUACGUUCUUUGAGUUGUGUAACCAUUCUCACCCUUCUUUUCUGAAUUGUUCCUCCCCAAUUAACAUAAACUCACUGCACCCUAAGUUUCCUAUCUAAUGUUUCAAGUUGCCAUUGUCAAUUUGAUCUUAUAUAAAUAAUUCUUAAAAGAGCACAAUGCUCAAAGCAGACAUUCUUUACUAGUUAAGCUAAAGUAUUGUUUGGUUUUAAGAAGACUUCAGGGGAUAUUUUUUGGUUUAAGGUUUAAAGAUUAUCUCAGGGCAGUAGUUUUGGGGAUUUAUCUGGCUUCCAUGGCUCCAGAAAGUCCGGAUUGCAUGAGAAUUUGAGGUUAUGUUCUGCAUUUUUCCCCCUUUUGAUAAGGAUUCUUCUAUAGAAUCUUUGAUCAAAAUGUUCAGUAAUGGUAGUUGGGCACGAUCCAGUUCUUCUGAUCUCAUGGCAAAGGAGGCAGUUGUUCAUGGAGGCAAUUAGCCAGCCACACAUUCCAUUUCUUCCUCCUACUUCUGACUCUCUUUCCUCUGUUGCUCCAGGUGAAGGGAGACCAAUUGUUGUAUCUUAGAUGGCCUCUUGCAAGCUUUUAAGACCCCAGGCAAAUGAACUAAGAGGUAGAACAGAAGCACUAAACAUGUUAUUAACCAAUUAACUGGAAUGUCUCAUGAAACCAUGACCCUAAGCCCCCAAACCAAGUGAAAUGCAGUGAAUCACUUAAUAGGGCCCUUCUAGCUAUAAUUUUUGUUAACUCCUACCAAAUGAUUUGGUAGGGAUAUGCAAAUGAGGUGGUUGUGUUUCCAAUGGGAUUGGAAAGCUUGUUAAUAAUGUAAAUAAGGUGGAUGGUACCCUUUUCGGGGUGUGACCAUGUAAAUAAUAUGUAUGGAACCCUAACGAGGGGAUUGGUUAGUUUUGCCAUCCUGCAAGGCUUAAAAUGAACCAUUCCAGGGGCGGGAAGAGAGGUUCUCCAAAACACCAAGAAAGAGACAGGAGUGGAGCAUGUCCUUUGGACUUGGGAUCCCUGUGCUGAGAACCUCUGAGAUCCAGGAGACCGAUUGAGGAGCUGUAACAUGGAAGACAGCAAGAGAUGGUAGUGCAAGAUGACAGAAAUCAGGAGACCAGUGUGAGAUGGCUGUGGUGGGGCUACCUGGUCCAAGGAGCAAGAAAGCUGAGUGCCUCCGAGCACAAGAUUUACUGCUGGAGUGGGGUGCCACCAGGCACUUAUCGGCAGAGCUAAAAGAGCUUUGUAACACUUGCCUGAGCAGGGCAGAGGCUGUGCUGAGGGACCAAGAGGCUGAGGGGCCAGAGAGAAGUGUGCCAGUGGGCAUAGCUAAGAAGAGGCUGUCCUGAUCGAAGAACUGUAUCCUGGGCCUUCCUGAAGCUGAAUUUUAACCUGUUACUUCCCUGAUAAACCCCAUCAUUGUAAGCGUGGUUUGUGAGAUUUGUGCGGCAGAGAAGUAGAGAGCGCUGUGGGAGGGACAGAUGGUGCAGUGCCAGAUUAUUAAAAACGUCGGAGGGUGCGGGCACGUUUGACUCCACCUCAUAGAAAUCAGGCUUGGACUAUUGAUCUUGAUUUUUCUUCCCCUUUUUGAAGUCAGAGGAGGUCACACACCUUCCAUACCAUUUUUACACCAAGAAGCCAAAUCCCAUGAGAUGUUUGGUUGUACGCAAGCAGCCUCAGCAGCUGCCCUUUUUAGUGUUGUUGUAAAUAUAUCUAUCAUACAACUGUUGCCAAUUCAACUUUUUACAGGUAUACAAUUUAUUGACAGCAGUUACGUUAAUUAGCUGGGCAACCCUACUCUUAAUGAUUGUUAUUUUUCCAUCACUGUAAACCAAAACUCAGUGCUCCAUAAAUAAUAACCUCUCCUGUCCUCCUCCUUCCGGCCCCCAGUAACCACUAAUAAACUUUGGUCUCUAUACAUUUGCCUGUUCUUGUCUUUUUAUAUAAAUGAAGCCAUAUAAUAUUUGUCCUUUUGUGAGGGAUGUAUUUCAUUCAGCAUAAUGUCUUCAAGUAUCAUCCGUAUUGUAGCAUGUAUCAAGACUUCAUUUUUUUUUCAGGAUGAGUACUGUUCUAUUGUAUGUAUGUACCACAUUUUGUUUAUCCACUCGUGCAUUGAUGGGCAUUUAGGUUGUUUCCACAUUUUUACUGUUGUGAAUAACGCUACAAUGAACAUUGGUGUACAUAGCGUCUGUUAGCAUCACUGCUUUCAUGUCUUUUCAUAUUCCUAGCAGUGGAAUUGCUGGGUCAUGUGGUAGUUCUAUUUUUGGCUCUUUUGAGGAGCUGUCACACUGUCCCCUCAAUGGCUGAAACAUUUUGCAUUCCCACCAGCAAUGGAUAAGGGUUCCAAUCUCCCCACAUCUUCACCAACAUUUGUUAUUUUCUGUUUUUAUCUUAGCCAUCCUAGUGGGAGUGAAAUGGUAUCUCACUGUGGUUUUGACUUGGACCUCUCUGAUGGCUAAUGAUGUUGAACAUCGUUUUAUGUGUUUGGUGGCCAUUCGAAUGUCCUCUUUGGUAAAAUGUUUAUUCAGGUCCUUUGCCCAUUUUUUGAUUGGGUUGUCUUUUUGUUGUUAAGUUGUUCAAGUUUUAUAUAUACUUUGGUUAUUAGUUUCUUAUUGGAUAUAUUGUUUCUGAAGACAUUUUCCUAGUUAGUAGCUUGUCUUUUCACUUUUUAGGUAAAGUCUCUCUAUUUUUCUUUAAAUCCUGAAGUGGAGGGAAGAUUUAGAAAAAUCAUCUGGCAAUCCAGUCCCCCUCCUAAAUACAAAGUAACACUAGAGGAAUUUGAAGUCUGUGGUGUAUCUAGAGUAAUCAUAGCAAUAACAAAACUCAAACCCAACUCAACUUUUUAAUACAUUAAUUCAACCCAACACAUUAGAGAACUAGCAAAAGAAAAGACACACCUAUUUCUAGGCAUAAAUAUUUGCCCCAAUCACUACUGUCUCACGUAAGAUGUUUAGCUUUCAACCAAAAAAAAAAAAAAGACAAAAACAA